Messenger RNA from Lepus europaeus (European hare), 2475 nucleotides. RefSeq names its product solute carrier family 39 member 12 (gene SLC39A12). NCBI's taxonomy places the organism in Eukaryota, Metazoa, Chordata, Mammalia, Lagomorpha, Leporidae. The record is from RefSeq and is a predicted model, not a curated record. The transcript has 12 exons. Gene Ontology annotation, biological process: zinc ion import across plasma membrane; intracellular zinc ion homeostasis. Gene Ontology annotation, molecular function: zinc ion transmembrane transporter activity. The coding region runs from base 1 to 2076 and encodes 691 amino acids. Gene Ontology annotation, cellular component: membrane.
AUGUGCUUCUGGACAAAGCUUUGCGUAUUUUGGAUGCCGCUGUUCCUUCUACCUAACCCUGUUCCCUUCGUGGAGGCAGACAAGCCCUCAACCCAGGACAGCAGCAGCACAGGGAGUCCGAGCCGCCGUGCAGGUUGGCUCCAGGUCCUCUCUGCUGGCGACCUCCCGCCCCUCAACCACUCAAGAAGCCUCAUCAAAACAUUGCUGGAGAAAACUGGGUGCCCACGGAGGACAGACAGAAUGCAAGGAGAUUGCAAUCUGUGCCUUGAACCCGAUGCAUUGUUACUAAUCGCUGGAGGGGGUUUGGAAGAUGAGCUAAGAGAGGAAGUAGUCCAGAGAGUGUGUCUUCUCCUGCUCUACUACAUUAUUCAUCAGCAAGAGAUCUGCGCUUCUAAGCUCAACAUGAGGAAUAAAGAGUAUAAGUUUUACCUGCACAGCCUACUGAGCCUCAGGCAGAACGAAGACUCCUCUUUCCUGUCGCAGAAUGAGACAGACGAUAUCUUGGCUUUUACUAGGCAGUACUUUGACACUUCCAGGAGCCAGUGUAUGGAAACGGAAACACUACAGAAAGAGUCUGGAAUCCUAAGCAGCGAUGGUGCGGAUGAAAACACACUUCCUCAGCUGGCGGAGAUGAUCAUCGCGUUGUCCCUCCAAGGUGUUUGUCUGGGGCGAAGAAGCUUGCCUUCCCCAGACUAUUUUACAGAAUACAUUUUCAGCUCCUUGAAUAGUACCCACACUCUCCAUCUAGCGGAACUAGACCAACUCCUCAACAUUCUCUGGACCAAAAGUACCUGUGUCAAAAAGGAUAAAAUCCAUCAACUUCAAAGGAAACAGAACAAUAUGACCAUCCGUGGGCGGGGCUACUUUAAUCUAUCUGCAUCCAUGGACAAAGAAUCAGAUGACGGUCUUAUUUCCUGGGAUCAGACUUGCUUCUCUGCUGAGCAGCUGGUGGAAGUAUUUCUACAGGACAGCCUCUCACCCAUUUCUAAGGAGGACUUCAUGCAGAUGAGCCCAGGAAUCAUCCAGCAACUGCUCAGCUGCUCUUGCCAACCACCCAAGGACCAGCCAACAAAUCUGCCACCCAGUACUCUGGAGAAAUACGGCUACAGCACCGUCGCGGUGGCGCUUCUCACGCUGGGCUCCAUGCUGGGGACGGCGCUGGUCCUUUUCCAUGGCUGUGAGGAAAACUACAGCCUCGUGUUACAGCUCUUUGUGGGCUUGGCCGUUGGGACGCUGUCUGGGGAUGCCCUGCUGCACCUUAUCCCUCAGGUUCUUGGUUUACAUAAGCAGGAAGCCCUGGAGUUUGGACACGCCCAUGAAAGCAAAGGUCAUAUUUGGAAACUGUUGGGGUUAAUUGGAGGCAUCCAUGGAUUUUUCUUGAUAGAGAAAUGUUUUAUUCUUCUUGUAUCACCAAAUGCCAAGCAGGGCCUGUCACCAGUUAAUGGGCACGUGGGGCAUUCCCAUCAUGUUACACUCAACUCUGAAUUAAGUGACCAGUCAGGCAGAGGCAAAUCUGCUUCAAUGAUCCAGUUGAAAGGCCCAGAAGAUUCACAGGCAGCUGAAAUUCCUAUAAGCAGUAUGACAGCCUCCAACAGAAAAUGCAAAGCCAUUAGCUUGUUAGCGGUGAUGAUACUGGUUGGGGACAGCCUGCAUAACUUCGCCGACGGCCUAGUGAUAGGAGCGGCCUUCUCAUCUUCCUGUGAGUCAGGAGUGACCACGACAAUCGCUAUCUUGUGCCAUGAAAUUCCACAUGAAAUGGGAGACUUCGCAGUGCUCUUAAGCUCUGGACUUGCCGUGAAGACUGCCAUCCUGAUGAAUUUCGUCAGCGCCCUAACUGCCUUCCUGGGACUCUACAUCGGCCUCUCGGUGUCUGCUGACCCGUGUGUCCAGGACUGGAUCUUAACUGUCACUGCUGGGAUGUUCUUAUACUUAGCCUUGGUGGAGAUGCUUCCUGAAAUGACUCAUGUUCAGACACGACGACCCUGGAUGAUGUUUCUCUUACAGAACUUCGGAUUGAUCCUAGGUUGGCUUUCUCUCUUACUCUUGGCUAUAUAUGAACAAAAUAUCAAAAUAUAAGUUAGGAUUCUCAAAAUCCUGAAAAAAUGAAUUUUUACAGUAUCAUUACUUUACUUUGGUUGUAUUCUACUGAUUUGUAAGUUUUUUUAUCUUAUAGUAUGUAUCUUUUAGCUCAUUAACUUAUUAAUUUAAUAAUGCAAUUUUGGUUUUAGAAAUAUAUCAAAGUCAGGCUAUCCAUAAUUGAAAUUUUGUGUUUUCAGCAACUUUAUGGAAUGUAUGCUUUUUUUAGUAAUUAGUAAAUUCUGAAUUAAUUCUAAUGACUUAAAUAUAUUGUUUUUGUAAGACAGAUUGUUGUGUUUGAAAUGAACAGAUGCUGGUGGAGAUAAAAUCAGCUGCAACUUCUUUGAUGUCAGUAAUAUACUUUUUUUCUGGGAGAUUAUAAAGCAUAAGCAAAGUAAA